GUUGGACUGGGCGAGGCGAGACGCUUCUCCGCUGCUGCUCGGCAUUCGGUGCGUUUUUGCGGAAGGUUCGCGUUUUAUGAAUGAAGCACGGAAACCCGAUGGUCCGAUAAGUCAUCUGAAUUACAUCACAUGCGCCUUUCUGACCGAGUGAUCGUCUGCAGUCUGCCACAACGCGUCUGCAGAUUUUUUCCUCCCAACCUCAAAUUUUAUCCUGGGAAUUUCUCAUAUUUUCAUUUUCUCGUAUAUUUUAAAAGCUUAAAUACAACUGUAUACUAAAGCGGACCGUUUUCCUCGUGUGUCAUUAUGCAUGUUGUAUGUUAGAUCAGGUGAUGGGUAAAGAGGAACUCAGACCACCCCUCUCCUUUGGCUCAUUUCAAUGCAAUGUAGUCAGCGUGGCUCAGGUGCAGAAUAUUGAUUGACAGCAGCUGAGGCCCGGUCUUUUCUCUCUUGGGACAAGAAAUGCGUCCAGACGAAUGUGGACCUGCCUGUGUGGGAAUUCACUGUUUUUCUUCAAUAAUGCCAAAGACACUCACUAUGUGGAGAAGCUGGACCUCGGUGGGUUUGUGUCCCUUAAAGAUGACUGCAGCCGCGAUAGAAACCUUGAGGCCGCCAGACUCAUUCUCCGCAUGAAGGAUGGAGAGACCAAGCUCACAGCACCUAACUUAGAAUCAAGGGAGCUGUGGAAAGGUUUUCUCUACUCUGUUACAGACCUGAAUGUGCCCUCAUGUCUUACGUUGCUGCCGGGUCAACUGCAGAUGCUCAAGGAGGUGGUGGACAAAGAAAGGUGCAGGCGGAGGACCCGGACCCCCACGCGGGCUCCUCCCUCGCCGCUCUCCGUGCCUUUAGUCGGAGAGAUCCCACCGUGUUUUCGCCCCGUGUCCCGAACAGAGGCUGAGGUCCUCCUGGAGCGGCACCCGGACUGUGGCAACAUGCUGCUCCGUCCGGGCAGAGACGGAUGCUCCCUGGCCGUCACAACUCGACAAGACCUCAACGGGUCGGUGUUCAGGCAUUAUCGCGUCACUCAGAGGGACCAGGGCGGUUACGUCAUUGACGUAGAAAAUCCUAUUCCCUGCGCUACACUUCACGAGGUCAUCGAUGCGCUGGUAGAGAAGACAGCAGGAACCCUGCAGCCUUUCCUAUUGGAGGAACCCUAUGAGGAGAAUAUCACAUAUGUUUCUGCCAAUGAUGAAAAUGGGGAAAGGAUCCUCCACACUGCCCCGUCCAGCCCCCUGCCCAAAGCUCCCGCCCUGCCUCCAAAGCAAGACCGUUGGUCCAGCAGCCCCUUGUCCCGGUCCCCCGCCGCGGACCGCCGCAUCCUGACCUCGCCGGUACCCGCCUCGCCCACCAACCACAUGAGACGGCUCAUCCUGUCCCCGUCCCCUCUCACGCAGACCCUCAACGAGGAGCUCAAAAUGAAGCUGGAGAAGAGACGAGCCAGUCAGGAGUGACCUACUCAUAAGGAACGCAUUCUGUUUACAGCACACUUAGUCUUCAGAGCCAGAACCCUCCUUACAGCAGCUAUGUAAUCAACGUGUGCCUUCUAGGUGGAAGACAAUGGACUACACAAAUCUGCACUUUUUGUAAUGGAUCCUUAAAGUGCUCUGGAUUUGUUCUGUUGUUUGCUACACUGUGUAGAAAUUGGACUUGACACAGAAAUCAACUCUGAUUGGCUUCCUAAGACUGAGAUUGGUUGUUAAACACUGGAUUAGAUUCACACCUCACUAAAUGCUGCGUUGGUCGGGUAACUAGAUCAACUGGUGCUUCGACUGCAUGCGCGAAACUGUUUACAAACUGCCUGCGAGCAACAAAUGGUGCAACAACAACUCCUCUUCCUUCACAAAUCCAUAAGAACUGUGAAGCAUCUGCAACCGGCAGCUAAAACCCGUGAGAACAGCGUGGACACACCCUGGACCACCAGCUGAGCCUGAUCCCAGCCCGUGUGUUUGUGUAGACUGAGCUGCUGAGAAACUACCCUGGAGGUUUCAGCCCAGCAGUUCGGCCUCUCCUCAUUCCCCGAUACCGGUAACAUGACAAAAAGACAAGAAACCGAGGCCUGCACAAUUUUCCUGCUGAUCCGAGCCCUACAUGUACAGUAAAUGAAAGCCGCUGUGUACUGUUUGGUGUUUCCUUGUUCUCUAUCAGUGUAAACAUGCUGUCUGGAAAUUCCAGGUGAUUUCUGUUCCUCUUCGAGUAAAUCCAGCUGUUGUAUUUAUAUGGGAGGGUGCCCUCUAAUGGAAUAGCUGCCAACUUAUCAAACAGGAACCUUAUCAGCACACAGCCUUUUUGUAUUAACUACAAACCACUUGACAUAGAUCUUCUAUGUUAGAUCCUGAAGCUGGAACAUUCUGCUUUAUCACAGCGUUGUGUGCCCUACUGUACCUCUCAACCUCUAAAAACACAGUACCUGCAGCUUAUUUAAUACUGGUGUGUCUUUGUGAAAACUCCUUUUUGACAUUGAUGUCUAUUAGUCAGUCCUUGCAUCAAAUGUGUUUGGGUGAUAUAAACAAACAGAAGAUCAAUAAUUCUUGUUUACAUAACUUGUUGUGUCUACGUGACUGCUAUCGAUGAACAGUGUUAGAUAUUGAAGGUAUUAAAUUGUUUUGCAUGUGUUUUAAUUGGCCCUUGCUGUGAAUUUAUGGCUUAUUUGGUCUCUUAGAAACAACCAUUUCCUUCUAGGAAAUGAAAGCCUGAGGGAGAACGGAGUAAUCAGAAUACAAUGGGCGAAUAAUUAAAAAAGACUGGAGAGUCCGUCCUGCUUUAGCGCGAUAAUGAUUCUCCUUUUUACCAGAUCUUGAAGUUCAGAUUUAAUCUUUUUAAUUUAAAUUCCCUUAAUAAAUAAAAUAAAAACCUUGCAUUUUAAAAUAUAUACCAGUAUCUACUGGCAUCUACAUCUUCAGAGUGUCCUGAGUAAACUCAAGCUAAUGAUCAGUGUUGAAAAGUGAAUAUCUGCUCUUUGACUCAAGUAGUUUUAGGCAUUAAUUCAUCUUGAUUCUCCUCCAAUUCCAUCUUCAAGUUAAGGUUAUAGUUGUUAUUAUUAUAAUCUUGCUUAGACUGUUGCCCCUGGAUGGUUGGAUAAAUCUCAGUUACAGUUACUAAGGAUUUACAGAUUUUUUAAUGAUUGAUUGCGUUAUUAUUAACGCUCUGAUUCAUUUAUAUAAUAGUAAAACAACAAAACAAAAUAAAGUUGUUUGCGGGACUUGAGUGCGUGCGAUCCUGUGUGCGGAUCAGCACACAUUUAAACCGGCGCACAAUCAUUGCUCAUUCACUCCAGUCAGGACAUGUUCAGUCAACAGAACGAGCCGUGAUCACCCGCCACAUGUUUUCAUCAGCUGUGUCC
This is a messenger RNA of Betta splendens (Siamese fighting fish), 3337 nucleotides long. RefSeq names its product signal transducing adaptor family member 2a (gene stap2a). Gene Ontology annotation, molecular function: signaling adaptor activity. The transcript has 11 exons. Lineage: Eukaryota; Metazoa; Chordata; Actinopteri; Anabantiformes; Osphronemidae. The record is from RefSeq and is a predicted model, not a curated record. The coding region runs from base 474 to 1448 and encodes 324 amino acids.